GAAACCGGACAUUGCCUUGCUUUACUGCGAAGGACCACGGAGAGGAAAUCGCUGUCUGAACCCUGCAAGAACGAAGGAACGAACGACAAGGUCUCUCUCUCUCUCUCCCCCCCCUGUGCGUUCGAAGUUUUCUCUCGGAGCCGGGUCGACUCAGUGAGGAGGGGGGGCGUGAAGACGUACGACGAUGAGCCAGGAAUCGUUCAUCUACAGCUUCGUGGCCCGGGGAACCAUGGUGCUGGCGGAGUACACCGAGUUCACCGGCAACUUCCCCGCCAUAGCCGCCCAGUGCCUCCAGAAGCUUCCUUCCUCCAACAACAAGUUCACUUACAGCUGCGAUCACCACACCUUCAAUUUCCUCGUCGAGGACGGCUACGCUUACUGUGUUGUUGCUAAAGAGUCGGUAGGCAAGCAGAUAUCAAUUGCAUUUUUAGAGCGUGUGAGAGCGGACUUUAAGAAAAGAUACGGGGGCGGUAAAGCAGACACAGCUGCUGCCAAAAGUCUCAACAAGGAGUUUGGGCCAAUUAUGAAGGAACACAUGAAGUAUAUUAUUGACCACGCCGAAGAGAUUGACAAGUUAAUUAAAGUCAAGGCUCAAGUUUCAGAAGUGAAAAGUAUUAUGCUAGAAAAUAUAGACAAGGCAAUCGACAGAGGCGAGAACCUGACAGUUCUAGCAGGAAAGACUGAAAGCCUACAUGAUCAGGCCCAAGCGUACAAGAAACAAGGCACACAGAUUCGGCGAAAGAUGUGGUACCAGAACAUGAAGAUCAAGUUGGUCGUGCUUGGAAUUCUAUUAGUUCUGGUCCUGGUAAUCUGGCUUUCGAUAUGCCAUGGAUUCGAUUGCACCAACUAGCUCAUCCAUCCAUGCAUCCAUCAUCACACACUCUGGAACAGAGCAAAAAUCUUGGUUUCAAUUUAUACAUGUAGAGUUUAUCUUUGAGGGGAGAGAGAAAUGUAUCAUUGGUUGUGUUGUCUUAUGAAGGAAUAGCAUUUGCCAAUGUAUCUGUCAAAACAUUGUAUUGUAACAUGAGCCUUUAUGGGGCAAGCUAUGAUGCCAAUAUUCGUGUCUUAAUGGCAUAUUCGUGUUUUGCCUAAAA
Molecule: messenger RNA, 1094 nt
Organism: Punica granatum (pomegranate)
Lineage: Eukaryota; Viridiplantae; Streptophyta; Magnoliopsida; Myrtales; Lythraceae
Source: RefSeq, a predicted model, not a curated record